AUGUCUGGUGCUCGAAACCUCUCUGCUGCCCUCCGACGGGCUCGAGUGCCUCGCCCUCGCAUUGCUCUUCGUCCUACGUGCCCCCAAACACCACUCCCGACCACCGCUGCGCGCACCUUCACCGUCAGCUCCACCGUACGAGCCGACAAGGAGAUCAAGUUCACGAGCGAUGCCUACCCCAACGUCAAGCGCAACCCCAACUUUGCCGAGCUCACCCCCGACCACGUCACAUACUUCAAGGAGCUUCUCGGCUCCCAGUCCGCCGUCAUCGACGGCGUGUCGACCGAUGCCUCCGAUGAUAUCGAACCCUUCAACAGCGAUUGGAUGCGCAAAUACCGUGGCCACACCCGACUGGUCCUCAAGCCCCAGAGCACCGAGGAGGUCAGCAAGGUCUUGAAAUACUGUAAUGAGAAGAAGCUCGCGGUUGUGCCCCAGGGUGGAAACACUGGUCUCGUCGGUGGCUCCAUCCCCGUCUUCGAUGAGAUCGUGCUCAACACUUCGCGCAUGAACAAUAUCCGCUCAUUCGACCAGGCCUCCGGUGUCCUUGUUGCUGAUGCCGGUGUCAUUCUGGAGGUGGCAGAUCAAUACCUCGCCGAACGCGAUCACCUCUUCCCCUUGGACCUGGGAGCCAAGGGAUCCUGCCACAUUGGAGGUAACGUGUCAACCAAUGCUGGUGGUCUCCGUCUGCUGCGUUACGGCAGUCUUCACGGUAGCGUGCUGGGCCUCGAGGCUGUCCUGCCGGACGGGACAAUCGUCGAUGCCCUCUCCACCCUGCGCAAGAACAACACCGGAUACGAUCUGAAGCAGCUGUUCAUUGGCUCUGAGGGAACCAUCGGUCUCAUCACUGCUGCUGUCAACGUCGCUUACUUUGGUCUGGAAAGCUUCGACCAGGUGCAACAGGCUUUCCUUCAGGCUAAGGGCCAGCUCUCUGAGAUUCUCUCCGCUUUUGAGCUUAUGGAUGGCCGCAGCCAACGUCUCGUCCAAGGUGUCACUGGUAACAAGCAGCCCAUUGAAGGUGAAUAUCCCUUCUACUGCUUGAUCGAGACUAGCGGAUCCAACGCCGAGCACGACAUGGAGAAGCUCGAGGCCUUCCUUGAGAACGUCAUGGGUGAGGGUAUCGUCGCCGAUGGUGUACUGGCCCAAGACGAGACCCAAUUCCAGGCUCUCUGGAGCUGGCGCGAGGGGAUUACGGAGUCCCUGAGCCACCUGGGCGGUACUUACAAGUACGAUGUCUCCAUCCCCUUAUCCGAGCUUUACCAGCUGGUCGAGGACUGCAAGCAACGCUUGACGGAAAAGGGCUUUGUUGGUGAUGAUGACUCCUUCCCUGUCCGUGCUGUUGUUGGCUACGGACACAUGGGUGAUUCCAACCUGCACUUGAACGUUGCCGUGCGUCGAUACGACAAGGAGGUUGAGAAGGCCAUUGAGCCUUGGGUAUACGAGUGGAUUCAGAAGCGCCAGGGCAGUAUCAGUGCUGAGCACGGUCUGGGCAUUGCCAAGCGGGAAUUCAUUGGCUACAGCCAGAAUGAUACCAUGGUGAAGCUGAUGAAGCAGUUGAAGAGCUUAUAUGACCCGAACGGCAUCAUGAACCCUUACAAGUACAUCUAG
This is a messenger RNA of Penicillium waksmanii, 1605 nucleotides long. RefSeq names its product FAD-binding oxidoreductase. Gene Ontology annotation, cellular component: mitochondrion. The record is from RefSeq and is a predicted model, not a curated record. The transcript is spliced from 3 exons. Gene Ontology annotation, molecular function: catalytic activity; FAD binding. The coding region runs from base 1 to 1605 and encodes 534 amino acids. NCBI's taxonomy places the organism in Eukaryota, Fungi, Ascomycota, Eurotiomycetes, Eurotiales, Aspergillaceae.